Molecule: messenger RNA, 2309 nt
Organism: Linum tenue
Lineage: Eukaryota; Viridiplantae; Streptophyta; Magnoliopsida; Malpighiales; Linaceae
Source: the annotation of a GenBank genome assembly
GGGGAAGAGAGAAAAAAGAGAACUGUUUGCAAAGAAGAAAAACAGAAAAAGAAAAGACAGACAGACAAUACACACAGGAGACAGAGCGAGAGAGGUAGAAGAUAUAUAGAGAGAGGGAGGCCACACCAACGAAACCGAAAAGGGGAAAUUUUCCUCUUCUCAAGCUUUGCUUCAUCUUCGUCAACGUCUCCUUCUUCUUUCUCGUUCUUUUCUGAUUCAAGGAAGGACUCAAGAACAGCUCAACAAACCCUAAGUAGAGAGAAGGGAGAGAGAGAGAGAGAGAGGAGGGGAAAGUGAUUUCGAUUGAGUAGAUUAUCGCUUUUCUGGCUUUCCUUCCUUUCCUUUCUCGAUUCCGUUUUUUGUUGAGAUCUUGAUUCCUUCAAUCUCAUCCCUCCCUCCAAAGGGUACAAGUUGUGCUUCAAUGGCUAAUUCCAAAGGUUCAACAAACAUUAGAAACUUGAUGUACACUGGAAAGCAAUCCCUACUUCCUCCAAAAAUCCCCUUUCCUGGUAUGGCCCCAACAUAUGUUGAAUAUAUCCCAAGCAAUGUGGUUGGGUCAAAAGCUGUACAAAAGCCCAGAGAAGGAAGUACAUUCCACCAGCGUACAUCUUCUGAGACUUUCCUAAUAGAGGACCAACCUUCCUGGCUCGAUGAUCUUCUGAACGAGCCUGAGACACCAGUUCGUAGAGGAGGUCAUAGGCGUUCGUCAAGUGACUCAUUUGCUUAUGUAGAUGUAACGAAUAAUUCUAACGUAGAUUAUGUAGCAUAUGAUGACUACCGGUAUAAAAAUAUGACAUCAGUACCUUUUUGGGGAUCUCAAGAAUUUGAUUAUCUAAAAGAUGCCCGUCAAGGUUCUUUCUAUGUUGAAGGGAACAUGUCAAAACAGAAGAAUAUGGGGCGUGAUUUAUAUAUGAAUCCUGCAAGCCGUUCAAGUGGGGUUUCUUCUGUGAGGGAGAAUGUUGCUUCACAGAAUUCCGGAUCAUCAUGUGCUCGACAGGAACCAGAUGGGUCUUCGGCAGGUGAGAAGCAAGAGAUUGUUGAAUCUGGUCCUCAUGAUUCAAAACCUUCCUCUGAGAGAAAGGAUGGACCUCAUGCUAAGCCUUCUGCUUCAGAGGGCGACACAAAACGUGCUAAACAGCAAUAUGCACAGCGUUCUCGGGUCAGGAAGCUUCAGUAUAUAGCUGAGCUGGAAAGAAAUGUGCAGGCAUUACAGGCAAAAAUCCUGUAUCUACAGGCAGAAGGAUCCGAUGUCUCUGCAGAGCUUGAAUUUCUCAACCAGCAAAAUCUUAUUUUGAGCAUGGAGAAUAAAGCUCUUAAGCAGCGGCUGGAAAGCAUAGCCCAGGAGCAGCUUAUUAAACACUUGGAGCAAGAAGUUUUGGAGAGGGAGAUUGGAAGGCUCCGGGCCUUGUAUCAACAACAGCAAAUGCCGCCACCGAUUCAACAGCGACAGCCAUCUUCUAGUCACCAUCGCCGCACUAACAGCAGGGACCUUGAAUCCCAAUUCGGAAACCUGUCCUUGAAACACAAGGACUCUGGUUCUGGAAGGGAUUCAAUAACUGGUCCAGUCCGCAUUUAGAUGUACUAUUUGUAGUAGUGAAUUGAAAUGAUGGGUUGCUGCUGCUAUCUUGCUCCAGAAGAGAGUGAUGGGGAUCAUGAGCCUUCCUUCACCAUCAAUGACCGUGAUUUGCUCAUCUUGCAUUUGUCUGCCCUUCUCUCGCGUUUCUCCAUUAGCUAAGAAAGAAAACUAACUGUUUAUGAUGCUUCAUCAUGUGCACCUGGUGGUCAUUGCUCCGGACAUUGUAUUUUUAUGAGGCCAAUGACUCACCGGAGGUGGCGACGGAAAAGAAAGAAGAAGUGACCAUGUUGUCUGUGGUCCUCGUUUGUAUUUUAAGGAAAAAGAAAAGAAAAGAGUAAGUAGCUGUAAUUCGAAGGGAGAACUUGUUUGGCUUCUCAGAAUUCUGAUUUGGAGUAUAUCUUAUCCUUUUUCCAGUAAAUCCACAAUAUAAGCUGUGGAAGGAUGGAAGGAAGUCCAAUGUAGUUGAAGAAGCAGUGUUUUAGGGAGGGAAUAUGUUUCUUAUCUAAACUCUGUUUCUAUGUCUAGAGAUGUAAUUUGUCCCGGAAAGAAGUGCUCCGGUUGAGAUUUGUGGCCUUGUGCUUCUUCCUAUUAGAUUCACGUCUUUCCCUCUUGACUUCAGCCUGUGUUGAGAAGUGGAUUUAUUAUGUUUACUAUUCAAGUGCUCGAGAAAUGGUUGUUUGUGAUGGUUUUCUGCAUAUAAUUGUUUGGUUAUCUCUAAAGGGCGUACUAUUUG